GGCAAGUCACAGCUGGAGAAGGAUGCUAAGCCCAAAGUUCCCAAGCACACCUCAGUUAGCAUCUAUGAGGAGAAGCUGCUACUGAAGAGACUGGAAGCCUGUCCCAGUGCUCUGAGCAUGACCCCAGAGGCCCGCAGGCUGAGGCGCAAGCUGCUGGUGAGGCAGGCCAAGAGGGAGAGAGGGCUCCCACUCUUUGACCUGGACCAGGCUGUGAAUGCUGCACUGCUCCUGGUUGAUGGGAUUUAUGGAGCCAAAGAAGGUGCUGUCUCCAGGUCCCCAGUAGGGCAAGCAACAUACAGAACUACUAGCCAGGACUUCAGGAUCUUGGACAGAUACCCAACGAUGCUGCCCGCCACGAAGGGAUACCACCAGCAGACGUGUUUAUGGGAGGGAAUAGCUCCUGCUUUGGAAACCUGCAUGGGCAAGGACGUCACCCUUCACAUCUCUGCAAGCAACCCUGCUAUGCUACUCUACCAGAAGUUUGGAUUUAAGACAGAGAAGUACAUUUUGGAUUUUCAUGACAAAAACCUAGAGCAGAAGUCAGCGGAGAUGUUUGAAAUGCUGAUUUGUAGAAGCAGUCUGCUUGCAGCUUGGAGGGAGGAGGAGAGGGCAGAGGUGGCCCAGAUCUAG
Melospiza melodia melodia is the source of this 630-nucleotide messenger RNA. RefSeq names its product cysteine-rich protein 2-binding protein-like. The coding region runs from base 118 to 630 and encodes 170 amino acids. NCBI's taxonomy places the organism in Eukaryota, Metazoa, Chordata, Aves, Passeriformes, Passerellidae. The transcript is spliced from 4 exons. The record is from RefSeq and is a predicted model, not a curated record.